AUGGCGCCACAGAAGAAGAUUAAUUAUGCUGAACUUUGUGAUCUUGUAAGAGGUCUGGAACAAAAGCCCAAAAAGAGACAACGACAGUAUGCAUUUCAGUACCUGUGCAACAGGUUCCCAGGAUUGAUUUAUGCAAAGGUAAAAGAACCACAAAUAAGAGAUAGGAUGGCUGAUGACCACUUUGAAGAUAUUCUUAGUCCAACUGGAAAAGAGGCGUGGGUGGCAUUCAAGGUCGAUGGAGUGCACCGAUGUUGGCAGACUAUUAUUGGACCCUUCAACGUGAUUUGCCAACUCAUCAAUAUAAGAGAAAGGGCUAUAGAGGAUCCUGCAGAGACAGAUUUCCAGGCAGGUUUCGAGAAGGGCAGUCAGGUUUCUAGUGAGGUAUGA
Molecule: messenger RNA, 387 nt
Organism: Helobdella robusta
Lineage: Eukaryota; Metazoa; Annelida; Clitellata; Rhynchobdellida; Glossiphoniidae
Exons: 4
Coding region: 1-387 (128 amino acids)
Source: RefSeq, a predicted model, not a curated record